CGAAGCCAGUCGCCGUUACCACCGACAACUUUCCAUCAUUCGUCGCAUCUCAGUCUUCGGAUCCUAUUACACAUCAAUCCAGGUCAAAUCCCUUCACGCGUCGGAUCCCCUCUUGAUAGAAAUCAAGUUAUGUGCCGCACAACGAAAUGACUCGGCUCCGCGGACCUUCCGUGGGUUCCUACGAGAGCUCUCGUGGUGGCAUUGACAGAUCUCAGUGUCAUCGGUCCAAACUCCCGCUGAAUUCCCCUGACAUUAUCUCCCAGAAUACUGUCGAUGUUUCGGAUCCUGCGCAGGUCUUAUUGUGGUAUCGUGAUGAACGUCGACGGCAGUUUAAUCUCUUGGUUAGAAGAUAUAAGAACCAACUUCUCUACGGAUGCCAAGAUCCCGGUUGCCAAACCCCAACCUGUGCCAGCUAUCGGAAGAGGGUGACAGAAGGGCCGUAUCGUCGUUACACUGAGCUAAGCGCCCGGACGCUGGCUUGUUACCUGGCGAGCUUAGACGAUGCGGAAAGUGGCCUUUGCCGCAACGCCUCUCGAGUACCGUCCGAACUUGCUUCCAAUGAUCAACAACGCCGGUCGAAACGUCGCAGCCGUGCUCCUUCCACUCCAGACCCAGACCUGUCACGGAACCGUUUAGAUCCCGCCGCAACAGCUCCGAGUUCUACUGGGGGCGAGCUGUCAAGCGAAUCCUUGGUGAAUGAGAACAAGGGUUCUCCUCAGUUUGGAGGCGAUGCUGUUCAAAGCUCAUUGGUAACCCAGGGGUCAUUAGGGCAGGCAGCGCCUUUGUCUGAGCCGAAGAGCACUGUUAAUCAGCGAUUGAAGGACCCUAAGUCGUUUACUCAAAACCUGUUUGAUACUCUCUCGCUGAGGAUGAUUGAAUGGUUGCCUCUUCGCCGCUCUCCUACCGCAUUUGACCACGAACAGGAGCGCGCGUUCCGUCGCCCUAGUUCUCGUGCGCCAAACCCAGAAACAUGCCAGGCACACCUCGACUCGGAUAAGGACCAGCCCCAGCAAAGUCGCCAUCGCCCAUACCGCCCUGACGGUGCAAACCCCCACACACCGUCAUCGCGCCAUACAGGGAGUCAAACAACUGCGGUAGAAUUGAGGCUUCCCAAUCAACAGAUCAAGCGCCUAUCUCUCACGGAAGCGGAGCUCCGGCGCCCUAGUCCGAGAUCAAGUUUGGAUGAGAAAUCGCAUCCAGAGCUUAAACCAGCAAGGAAACUUUCGGUCAGUGCCCAUUCUAACGCUACUCCCGAUGGGCUUGUCAAUAUACCCUCGCCACCCGCGUUGAAGCAUCGUGCCCAGAAGCAUCGCGGCAGAGCGGCCGGUGCCGAUGGAGGCCGCUUACAUGAUAAGCCCAAGAAGGAGAGGCGAGUUUCUUGGGACGGUGCCAAAUUCCUGAAUGACGUUCAAACUUGCUACCAUGAUUCUACUCCUGGAGCAGGGGAACAACCACCGUCUGAGGUUCAAUCAUCUGAUGACAACCGUGUAGAACUUCAUGGCCAACACCAUAUGCGCGAUACCACAUCCAUUCAAUCACUCACACAUCUCAGUACUGAAAUAGUUGACGGGCUGAAACAGAUGCUAGUUCUGUCAGAUGAUGAAGCACAAAGAUGGACGGACGAACUGGCUCACAUGGAAUUCAGUGGCAGCUUUGAGGACACUGAGUGGCGAUACGCCACAUUCCGACAACGAGCAGUUUUUAGAUUUAUCACGCAAAGUGUUUUCUAUGCUCUAGGAAACGCUCGACAACUCCUUUACUCGUUUCGGGACAGUGGUAUUCCCCCAAACGAAUCCAAGUCGAGUAGAGCUACUCCUAAACUCAACCUCGAACACCUAUACCCCUCAUUGCGCAAACUGUUCUCCAUCUGCCCGAGGGAUAUCAUUUUUCAUAGCCUGUGGAAUGCCUUGGAGACGUUGUUUGUACCUCCGAGGGAACUAUCGUCGUCUGGAAGAGGCUCUAGGCGUUCAUCCUGCCAUUCCAACUCUGCCAUGCCAAUGUCGGGCCCUAUAAUUGUCCGCCGUGGAUCGGAUUCGCCCCAUCACCAAUACGUUUCAGAUGCAAAUGCAGCAGAUGUUGCUACUGUGGCACUUUUUGCCUUGGCUUGCUCCCUUCCUGAAAUAGAUGCCUCUACCUGGCGUGGUAUGAUUCGCAUGCGGUCCGCUGGGGCUGUGGCUACCAGCGCGGAUAUGGAGAAGUUUUCUGUGAAAGAUGCCCAGAUAGUUAUUGAAGCUACUGAUAUCUUAGAACACGAGCUGGCUCUUCGGCUGGCUGACCGUCUCGUGCGUGCUCUCACUGCACGAUUGGCCUUCCACGAGAUCUCAAAAGCUCGCCGUGGAUACGUUCAAGAGUCGUCGAAGCGUAAAAGCAGCAUUUUGGACCUUAUUGUUGACAGUCUUAGCCAGCAAUAUGAGCUCACAACUGGGAAUUUAAAUAAUGAGGAGCAAGAUUUGCGUUCACCAAGCGUUCCCGCAAUCAUCACUGAGUGGCUUCGUACCCUUCUAAUGAAGGCCUGGGAUGGAAACCCGGAAAUGUCCAAAAGUAGUUCCGAGGGAGGUGUUGUGCAGAUACUGUCCGCCCUUUAUAAAGAUCGAAGUCGGCUUGGCCUGACGGCGGAAGACUUCCACACCCCGUUCCUUUCGGAGAGACUGGAGCCAUUGGAGAUGCCGGUGCAAUGGAUGGCACGAGUUCCCAGCAAUAAGACUCUGCAUCUCUUAUCUCACUCGUUCCUCUUUCCGCCUUCUGCUUUGGUUAUAUACUUUCGUGCGCUGAAUUAUUCUGCUAUGUCUAAGUACUAUGAAGCAGCUAUGACCACUACGCGACAUGUGACACAGACUGCCUUCGGGGCGAUAGAGAUUCAAGAUGAUGUUGGACUACUUGCUCGAAUGAAAACUUCGAUGAGUACUUAUCUAGUGCUCAUUGUCCGACGUGACAACAUUCUCACUGACGCCCUAAAUCAGCUCUGGCGUCGCGAAAGGCGAGAACUUAUGCGUCCGUUGAAGGUGCAGAUGGGUAUGGAUGAGGGGGAAGAAGGCCUUGAUCAUGGUGGUGUUCAACAGGAAUUUUUUAGGGUGCUUAUGGCUGAGGCUCUUGAUCCGUCCUAUGGAAUGUUCACAAUGGACAGCCGAACCCGUAUCUCCUGGUUCCAACCUGGCUCACUAGAGCCACUUUACAAGUUUGAGCUUCUUGGCCUGUUGAUGUCCCUGGCAGUCUAUAAUGGCCUCACUCUCCCCGUGAACUUUCCGACAGCCUUCUACCGCAAACUUCUCGGUCUCAAGGUGAAGCACUUGGAUCACAUCCGGGAUGGCUGGCCGGAGCUUACCAAGGGCCUAGACGAGCUUCUGUCCUGGGAUGAAGGCGACGUCGGUGAUAUCUUUAUGAGAACAUACGAGUUCAGUUUCGAGGUAUUUGGCAAGGUUGAGACGGUUGAUAUGCAGAAAGUCAGUAAAGAUGCUCCCUGGCCUCUCCCAUAUUCCCAGUCAGGGGGCACCCAAUUUCGCUACUCGCCGCCCCCUUGGUCAGAGGUCUGCCGUUAUACAGACCAGGCGAAUCUUAGUCCCCCGUCAUCCACGGUGGCCGCGACGACCGAUUCACGAGGAGAGGCCCCCAAGUCGAUUGCUAGCUCUGUGGUUUUGCAAUCACCAACACCACCGUCCGAUGAAGCUGCUUUGGUAACCAACGAGAAUCGGGGGAAAUUUGUCAACGACUACGUCUUCUGGUUGACGAACAAGUCGAUCCAAGCACAGUUUGAGGCAUUUGCGCAGGGGUUUUACACGUGCCUCGACCGGCCGGCGUUGUCUAUAUUCACCCCAGAAGCGUUGAAGACCGUAGUGGAGGGGAUCCAGGAGAUUGAUAUAGCGGAGCUAGAACACCAUGCACGAUAUGAGGGUGGGUUUGGGCCAAGUCAUCGGGUGAUUCGAGACUUUUGGAGCGUCGCUCGCGAGUUUCCCGCAGAGAAACGGGCACAGCUUUUGGAAUUUGUCACGGCUAGUGAUCGGGUUCCGGUUAAUGGGAUUGCGAGCAUCAUGUUUGUGAUUCAGAAGAACGGUGUUGGUGAUACUCGCCUUCCCACGAGCCUGACGUGUUUCGGGCGCCUACUUCUACCCGAAUACUCGUCGAAGAGCGUGCUGGAGGAAAAGCUGAACAAAGCGCUCGAGAAUGCGCGGGGAUUUGGGGUUGCGUGAAAAUGGGCGGACUUUUCGGGCUGCUGGAGAGGCAUUAAUUAUUCUUAUCAGGAACCGGACUAUAAGUUCUUGAGUUUUUGUAUAUACAUUCCCCGUCUCUCCCCUUUGAUGUCAAUAAUUGGGAGGUAUUAUUUUGGCUUGGACAGCGACCUUCGUACAGCAAGUCUAUAUAAAAAAGCCUCUCGUCAACUUUGCCCUUGACCAGUACUAUACACGAGCAAAAAUG
Aspergillus ochraceoroseus IBT 24754 is the source of this 4410-nucleotide messenger RNA. RefSeq names its product HECT domain protein. The coding region runs from base 147 to 4184 and encodes 1345 amino acids. Lineage: Eukaryota; Fungi; Ascomycota; Eurotiomycetes; Eurotiales; Aspergillaceae. Gene Ontology annotation, molecular function: ubiquitin-protein transferase activity. The record is from RefSeq and is a predicted model, not a curated record. The transcript has 3 exons.